AUGGCGGUUAACAGCUUUGCCCGCAUGCUGAAGGGUCAGGUCCGAUGCUACUCCGCACCAUUGGAUAUGGCCAUUCCGGCCUCCAAGCAGCGCUACAUCCCAAACUCGGGCACCUAUCCUCAGGGAUUCUUGGUUUCCGGUACCCACGUUGGCGUUAAGGCAUCCAACACCCGCUUCCCCGACCUUGCGCUCAUUGCAUCUGAGACGCCAUGCUCUGCCGCUGCCGUAUUCACCACCAACAAGUUCCAGGCGGCGCCAGUGCAGGUGAGCCGGGAGACAUUGCGCACUCGCAAGGGUGAGGGUAUCCGGGCUGUCGUUAUCAACUCCGGAUGUGCCAAUGCUGUCACAGGAAAGGGUGGACUGGAGGAUGCGGUCAAGAUGGGUCAAACAGUUGACCAAUGCAGUGGAGCUGAGAAGGAUAGCUCCUUGGUUAUGAGCACCGGUGUGAUCGGCCAGCGCCUACCUAUCGGCAAAAUCCUGGAGCGUAUUCCCACCGCUCAUGCCAACCUCGACUCGACACACGAUGCAUGGCUGAGCACCGCUCGUGCCAUCUGCACCACUGAUACCUUCCCUAAGCUACUCUCCCGUGAAUUCACUCUGCCCUCCUCCCCAGGCCGUACCUACCGCCUCGCCGGCAUGACCAAGGGCGCUGGUAUGAUCCACCCCAACAUGGCAACCCUGCUCGGUGUUCUCUGCACAGACGCCGCUGUUGAGCCAGCAGCUCUGCAAUCGAUCCUCAAGCACUCCAUCUCCCGAUCCUUCAACUCGAUCUCCAUCGACGGUGACACCAGCACCAACGACACCAUCGCAGUCCUCGCCAACGGCGCUGCCGGCGGCGAGACAGUCCGCGCUCCGUCGUCGGAGCCCAGCGCUGACUACCAGGCCCUGCAGACCGUGUUCACUGACUUUGCCCAGCAGCUCUCUCAGCUUGUCGUUCGCGACGGUGAGGGCGCUACCAAGUUCGUGACUGUUCGUGUGCGCAACUCGUCUGACUACGAGUCCGCGCGCCAGAUUGCUUCCACUAUUGCCCGGUCUCCGCUUGUUAAGACUGCACUCUACGGUCGUGAUGCCAACUGGGGCCGUAUUCUCUGCGCUGUGGGUUACACCCAGGGUGUUGCUGAUGGCGUUGUUGUUCCUGAGCGUACCUCUGUGAGCUUCCGUCCUGUGGAUGGUAGCCCUAUCCUUAAGUUGCUGGUCAAUGGAGAGCCUGAGACUGUUGAUGAGGAGCGUGCCAGCGCCAUUCUACAGAACGAGGACUUGGAGAUUGAGGUUGACCUUGGUGGUGGUGAGAAGGGUGCUGCUGGAUGUGGUGGAGAGGAUGCUGUCUACUGGUUCUGCGAUUUCAGCCACGAGUAUGUCACUAUCAACGGUGAUUACCGUACCUAA
Messenger RNA from Penicillium verhagenii, 1386 nucleotides. RefSeq names its product bifunctional ornithine acetyltransferase/N-acetylglutamate synthase. Lineage: Eukaryota; Fungi; Ascomycota; Eurotiomycetes; Eurotiales; Aspergillaceae. Gene Ontology annotation, biological process: L-arginine biosynthetic process; L-ornithine biosynthetic process. Gene Ontology annotation, cellular component: mitochondrial matrix. Gene Ontology annotation, molecular function: L-glutamate N-acetyltransferase activity, acting on acetyl-CoA as donor; L-glutamate N-acetyltransferase activity, acting on acetyl-L-ornithine as donor. The record is from RefSeq and is a predicted model, not a curated record. The coding region runs from base 1 to 1386 and encodes 461 amino acids. The transcript is spliced from 2 exons.